Messenger RNA from Callorhinchus milii (elephant shark), 1263 nucleotides. RefSeq names its product dual specificity tyrosine-phosphorylation-regulated kinase 4-like. The record is from RefSeq and is a predicted model, not a curated record. NCBI's taxonomy places the organism in Eukaryota, Metazoa, Chordata, Chondrichthyes, Chimaeriformes, Callorhinchidae. Gene Ontology annotation, biological process: peptidyl-threonine phosphorylation; peptidyl-serine phosphorylation. The annotation marks the transcript as partial. Gene Ontology annotation, molecular function: protein serine/threonine kinase activity; ATP binding. The transcript is spliced from 9 exons.
GUCCGCAAGGAGCAGCUCCACUACCGCUACGAGGUGCAGAAGCUGAUCGGCGAGGGAGGCCAGGGCCUGGUGCUGCAGUGCCUCGACCACAAAACCAAAACGCUCGUGGCCGUCAAGAUGCUGUCGCUGCCCUUGUGCACCUCGACAGCGUCCCGCCAGAGGACGGAGCUGGAGGUGACCAAGGAGCUGCAGGGCAAGGCCAGCGAUGAGCGCUACGGAGUCAUCCGGCUCCUGGACACGUUCCAAUUCCGCGGACACAAUUGCCUCGUCGUCGAGCUCUUGAAGAAGAGCCUCUACGACGUGAUGAGCAAAGGGAGCAUCAAGCGAAUCUGCGUGAGGCGCUUGAGGGAGUACACCAGGACCAUCCUCGACUUCCUGCUGUACGCCAAGCGACGGGGCAUCGUCCACGGGGACAUCAAGCCGGACAACAUUCUACUCACGGCGGCCGGCAAAGUGAGGGUCACCGACUUCGGGUGCAGCUGCUACCUGAAGUCUCACUCCCAAAACGUGGGUGGGACGUUGCCCUACAUGUCCCCGGAGCUGCCGCUGGGCUACCAGGUCACGUGUGCCGUGGACAUGUGGGCGCUGGGCUGCACCGUGGCCGAGAUGGCCACCGGCAAGGUUCUCUUUGACUCGCGCACCUACGAAGAGCACCUGCACUGCUGCAUCGAGAUCCUGGGCAUGCCCCCGACAAAGAUGGUGGACGAAGCCCCUAACAGGACACUUUACUUUGACCCUGAGGGUCUCCCCUACAACGUGUCCCAGCAGCGUCCACCUGGCAGCCUGUCCCUGCACCGCGCACUGCAGGGACACCACCCUCAGCUGGUGGACUUUGUCAGCCGCUGCCUCCAAAUCGGCGUCACGUACUUCGAGUAUUUGACUGCCGCUAUGAAUGUCCACGCGAUGCAGAUGAUGAUGAUGAUGUCAUCAGCCAACUUGAUUCGGCUAUCAGCUGAGAUGGCCAAGUCGCUUCUGAUCUCUGUGGGUCUCUGUGAGUCUAUAGCGGAGCCGGAGAAGAAGCUCCCAUCAUCGUCAUCAUCGUCAUCAUCAUCGUCAUCGUCGUCACCGCUCACCCAGACCUUUGGAGAGAGGACGGAGGUGGUGGAGGUGGUGGAGACGCAGGAGGAGGAUGACGACAACGACGAGGAGGAGAAGGAGGAAAGGGAGCGAGGGGUCAUGGCGCGUGUGGGCAGGGCGCUACGCUCAGUCCGCUCGCUCCUCAGACGCCUGAUGCUCUGUGGUGGGCGGCCCACGGCAGAGUAG